Messenger RNA from Seminavis robusta, 945 nucleotides. NCBI's taxonomy places the organism in Eukaryota, Bacillariophyta, Bacillariophyceae, Naviculales, Naviculaceae. The record is from the annotation of a GenBank genome assembly.
AUGGACGUUCGACAACGCAAGACACCCAACAAAGUAUCAGUGGCAUAUGGCGAGCCCGAUUCUCUCAUCAAGAAACCCGCCAACGGAUUAUCGAUCUUCAGCAACUUGACAUCGAGACGGAAUGCAAUCUACAUUUUGCCCGUGGUUCUCUUUGUCUACGUCUUUGGUCCCUUUUUGCCACAUGCCCCCAAGGCGAUCUAUGUCUACGUAUCCUCUGGCUUUGCCUUUGACAUGUUUGUGGGACCUGGCAUUCGAAGUCUUGUGGACGACAUGGUGGUCGAUGAUCAACGAAUCUUCAACACGGACUUUUCUACCGACCUGCCCGCCAAAAGGGAGAUUUUCUUGAAGGAAUUCUUGCAUUACAGUGACACACACCCUCUUCCUAUAAUAUCCGCACUUGAUCCAGAAGAAGAAGGACAUUUGGAUCCCGCUGGUGUUUGGAAGACGCUAUUUGUGCGCAGUGGGGGUCAUGAUACCUGUGCCGCCAAGUACUUUCCUGAGACGAUCAAGGCUGUGGAACAAACUCAAUUCAAGAUCCUCUCCAUCAUGUUCUCCCGGUUGGCACCUGGACAAGUGAUUCCACCCCAUACCGGCUACACCAAACUUAUUCAGCUAUAUCAUCUUGGACUCAGGGUUCCGCAAAAAGAACCCAAGCCCUUUAUGGAUGCCUGGGCAUGCGAUGGAUGCCCUAAAGAAACCAUUGUCUGGGAAGAAGGCAAAGAAUUCGUGUUUGACGACUACUUUGUACAUGCAGCAACCAACCCCAACGAGGAAGAACGUAUCAUCCUCUUCCUUCACCUUCAGAGAAUUGAUCUCAAGGGAUGGCGCCAGGAAUUGUUGAGCGGUAUCUUCCACUGGAUCUUUGCCCACAUUCCGUUUGCGCCGGCUCUGUCGCUUGUCGAGGGAACAGAAAAGUCUUGCAACACAUUGCUAAUGGGGAAGUAA